UUCAUUUUAUGGGAGGAAAGAAAAUUAAAAAAUAUGAUAUAAAUAUGACAAAGAAAAUUGCAUUGAAAAAAAGAAGAAUUGUGUGUUUUUACAAAGUGCACAGUAUGUUUUUCUGCUUUCAAUUUUUGCAAGAAUCCAGUCUGAUGAUCACAGUGUCUCCUCUGCCACUGCUCCCUGCUCUGAGCACAUGAGGCAGCCUGACAGACGCUUCUCCUGGAAGCAUGUGGACGUAUCAGAUGAUAAGGUGGACUAAAGCCUAUAAAUACGGCUGCCUGAGUCUCCCGGUGAGCCAGUGUUUAAACUCUGCUGCACCACCUGAUGAUCUCUGCUGUCUGAACCCCAGCGUCCUUCCCUCUGCGUUAACGGGUCGUUAUUUAGAUUCAACUCUUCUCAUAUGGAGAGAAGCGCCGCCAGAAGAGACACAUUUUCACGUCUUUUAGUGUGUGAGUUAAUCGCGUCCUCGAUGUGUUGAAACGAUGUCUCCCUGUGCGUAAAAUGCCGCGCUUAGUGCGUCCUGGCGCGGACGAUUCCUUGGAAAAUGUGCGGUGUCAGUCGCGCUUCCUUCACGCCCCGCUGCUGUGGGUCGGUGCUGAGCAGGAGUGGCAUCUCGGCGACAAAAUCUGGAUGAAAGAGCGUCCUUUAGAGCUCAGGCAUGCAUCGAGUAGUGAGAUCAUUGGCGUUAUAAAUAUCCCCGUGCCAGCAGAACUACUCCAGCUACUGCAGCCGGGGUAAUGCCCAGGAGCGCUGCCUGCGUGUGUGCGCGCGGUUCGUGGUGCCCAGACCUCAGGAGCGACACCAAAAUGCUGGAAGUGGCCUAGCGAGUGUCUCCUCUUUGGAAGAAUGAAUGUUCCUCUUUACCUUCUGACCGUCGCUCACUUGAUUUGCGCCGCCGCCGGAGCAGAGCACGUCUCUUUGGAGCGCCAACUUCUGGAGGAGGGGAUCCGUUCGGGACGCAGGACUUGCAGGCUCUACUGCAGGGUUGGCAUCGGCUUCCAUCUCCAGAUUCAUCCCGACGGCAGAGUCAACGGCAGCCAUGAGCCCAACCAGCUGAGUGUCCUGGAGCUCUUCGCGGUUUCUCAGGGGGUCAUCGGCAUCAAAGGGGUCUACAGUAACAGAUUCCUGGCCAUGAAUAAAAGAGGACGGCUCUACGCCACUGAGUGGUUCACAGAUGACUGCAAGUUCAGGGAACGUUUCCAGGAGAACAGCUACAACACUUACGCCUCAAUCAUCCACAGGAACCACAGGACUGGUCGCGAGUGGUUUGUGGCCCUCAAUAAAAGAGGGAAAGCCAAAAUGGGCUCCAGCCCGCGGGUCAAAUCCCAACAUGUCUCUACACACUUCUUGCCCAGGGUCAGUCUGCACGACAAGAGCGAGCGAGGCUUCACCAUCACAGACAGGAGCAAAGAGAGGAGGAAAACCCCGCCGCCGCCUCCACCAAAACCUCCUCUGGCGAAGGCUGUCCACGCAGGGACAGCACCGAGACGUACGCAAGUCAAGUACUGGCCCAAGUAUCGGUUUGGAUAGACGUCAUGGGGUUUGGCUCUAUCUGGGGGACACAGAGAUCACAGACUUAUAGUGAUGGACGUGCCCAAAAACCUGACAAGGGUCACUGUUGACAUUCGAAGCAUUCCGGGUAUCUAUGACAUGUGUGACAAACCUCAAAGGGCUGCCAGGUACAACUACUGAACUUCUCUUUGCUGAAGCUAUGAUCAUAGUUGGGAAUUUCCACCUGAGCUGAUGAUGCUCUGUCCUGUUUUAUGUUCUCAUACGUGUUCAUGUUG
Epinephelus fuscoguttatus (brown-marbled grouper) is the source of this 1781-nucleotide messenger RNA. RefSeq names its product fibroblast growth factor 5 (gene fgf5). The transcript is spliced from 3 exons. Gene Ontology annotation, cellular component: cytoplasm. Gene Ontology annotation, biological process: positive regulation of protein phosphorylation; positive regulation of gene expression; regulation of cell migration. NCBI's taxonomy places the organism in Eukaryota, Metazoa, Chordata, Actinopteri, Perciformes, Serranidae. The record is from RefSeq and is a predicted model, not a curated record. Gene Ontology annotation, molecular function: growth factor activity; fibroblast growth factor receptor binding. Bases 841 to 1524 code for a protein of 227 amino acids.